AAAUUGUUGUGUAGUGUCCGUGGUGCGUUGUGAAAUAUAUUGAUGUAAAGUCCUCGCAAAUGUCUCAACGAACCAUAACGUCAUUUUUCACUAAAACACCGUCGAAGGCGGAAAAGCCUCAGCCGGAAUCCGAUGAUGAUAGCUGUUACGUGCCUCCGUAUCCUCCGAGCGUCGGCUCCAUUACGGGUCUUACCUGCUAGAGAAAUCUCAUUCGUGCGGGUCUGUAGAUCUUUUUCUGUUUCUAAUUCGUUUUUCAAAAACUAUUCCAGUCGCGAUGAAAUUGGAGCGCGCAAAGUUAAGAGGAGGCGCAUUACGAGCAGCGACGAAGAAAAUGACGAUGGAAAUAGGAUCCCCGCUAAGAAGCAGUCAUUGUCACCAAAGAACGAGGAAGAGGCGCUUAAAUCUGAAAAGAAGGAAUCACCCGAUAAGAAUAAAAGUACAUUGAAAACCCCUAAAGUCAAGGAACUCGCCAAAACACCGCAGGAUACGAAAAAGAAGGCUGCGACCCCCAAAGAGGGUAAAAAGGCAACGACCCCUAAAGAAGGAAAGAAAACUCCCAAGACAACGCCUAAAACUGAAUCAAAAGGGAAAAAUGCUAAGCAGAAGACUCAAACGCCCGCAUCGAGUAAAAAAGUCAAAACAGAAGACGAGAAAGAUUCACCCGAAACCAAAGAAAGUGUUAAAAUGGAGACUGACGAUGAAGUCCCCUCUUCACCGGAAAAAGCCGAAACUUCAACUUCGGAAUCCAAAGCAACUGAGAAAUCACCAUCCCCCAAAGAGGAGGAAUCCGCCUCACCAGUUAAGAAAGAGCUGAAACUGCAGAGUGCAGGACAAGGACAGAAAGGAGCUGACUACAAUCCCGCGAAAAACAAGUACCAUCCCAUUGACGAUGCUUUUUGGAAGCGCGGCGAGAAGGUUCCUUACCUGGCGCUGGCGAAAACUUUCCAACAAGUGGAGGAGGUUAGCAGUCGCUUGAAGAUGAUCGAAAUCUUGAGCAAUUUCUUCCGGUCCGUUAUCGUGUUGAGCCCAUCUGACCUUUUGGCAUGUGUGAACCUUUCCCUGAACCAACUGGCGCCAGCUUAUGAAGGCCUCGAAUUGGGAGUUGCUGAAACAUCCCUUAUGAAAGUCAUUGCGCAAACCACCGGCCGAAGCAUGGCCCAAAUCAAAAGCGACAUCCAAUCAACUGGAGAUAUUGGAAUCGUUGCAGAGCGCUCGCGUAGCAACCAGCGUAUGAUGUUCGCCCCAGCUCCACUGACGGUGGAUGGAGUGUUCGUGAAACUGAAGGACAUUGCCAAGAUGACGGGUCACUCGGCAAUGAACAAGAAAGUCGACAAGAUCCAGUCCAUGUUUGUCGCCUGUCGCCACUCGGAGGCCCGAUUUUUCAUCAGAUCGCUGGCCGGGAAACUACGCAUUGGUUUAGCCGAACAAUCGCUUUUGCAGGCUUUGGCUAUUGCGUGUACAGCUACGCCUCCGAAUCAAAAGGACUAUCCUCCCAAGAUUCUGAAUGCAGCCAAGUCGCUUGGGGAGAAUUCGUUCAAAGCAAAAGUGGAGGACAAUGCACUGAUUUUGAAAACGGCCUACUGCCAGUGUCCAAACUACCACAAGAUAAUCCCAGAAUUGCUGGAACACGGCAUAGAGAACUUAUUGGAACGGUGCCCAAUGGAGCCGGGGACUCCACUUAAACCUAUGUUGGCCCAACCCACAAAAGGCGUAAAUGAGGUUCUAACGCGGUUCGAAGGCAUUGAAUUCACGUGUGAAUGGAAGUAUGACGGCGAACGGGCGCAAAUCCACCGCUCCAACAAGGGCGUGAUAAGCAUCUACAGUCGCAAUCAAGAGAACAACACGACCAAAUAUCCAGACAUCAUUUCACGUAUCGGAGACGUUACGGAAAGCGAUGUAACGUCCUUCAUUCUCGACUGCGAAGUCGUCGCUUGGGAUCAGGAACGGAAGCAGAUCCUGCCGUUCCAGGUUUUGAGCACGCGAAAGCGAAAAGAUGCCGAUGAAACAGAAAUCAAGGUUCAAGUGUGCGUCUACAUGUUCGAUUUGUUGUAUUUGAAUGACAAACCGCUCGUCACGGAGCCUUUCAUCAAGCGAAGGGAGUUGCUAUAUAAAAACUUUAAGGAACGGGAAGGCGAAUGGAAGUUCGCAACACGACUGGACACAAGCGAUGUGGACGAAGUGCAAAACUUUUUGGAGGAAUCAAUAAAAGGAAACUGCGAAGGUUUGAUGGUUAAAACGCUCGAAAAGGAGGCAACGUAUGAAAUCGCAAAGAGAUCUAGGAAUUGGUUAAAGUUGAAGAAGGAUUACUUGUCCGGAGUGGGAGACUCCCUCGAUUUAGUUGUAAUUGGCGGAUUCAAAGGAAAAGGGAAACGGACUGGAACUUACGGCGGCUUUUUGUUGGCGAGCUAUGAUGCCGACAAUGAGGAGUAUCAAAGUAUAUGCAAAAUUGGAACAGGCUUCAGCGAUGACGACCUUGCCAAGCACACUGAAUUCUUCAAGCCGCACAUCCUCCCAGGACCCAAAUCUUACUUUCGAUACGAUUCGGCCAACGAACCUGAUGAAUGGUUCGAACCAGUCCAAGUGUGGGAAGUCAAAUGUGCCGAUUUGUCUCUUAGUCCAGUCCAUAAAGCUGCGAUUGGAAUUGUUGAUCCUGAAAAAGGAAUCUCCCUGCGGUUCCCGCGCUUCAUUCGAAUUCGUGACGAUAAAUCCGCCGAAGAUGCAACAUCGGCCAGUCAAGUUGCCGACAUGUAUUCAAGUCAGGAUCAAAUCAAAAAUCAACAGAAUGGCGGAGGUGGUCGCAAUGUAGAAGAUGAUUUUUAUUAGGUGAAGAGAUAAACGUAUUUAUAACAUUA
Molecule: messenger RNA, 2852 nt
Organism: Hermetia illucens (black soldier fly)
Lineage: Eukaryota; Metazoa; Arthropoda; Insecta; Diptera; Stratiomyidae
Gene: DNAlig1
Product: DNA ligase 1
Exons: 10
Coding region: 133-2823 (896 amino acids)
Biological process (GO): DNA repair; DNA biosynthetic process; lagging strand elongation
Cellular component (GO): nucleus; mitochondrion
Molecular function (GO): DNA ligase (ATP) activity; ATP binding; DNA binding
Source: RefSeq, a predicted model, not a curated record